Closterium sp. NIES-67 is the source of this 346-nucleotide messenger RNA. Lineage: Eukaryota; Viridiplantae; Streptophyta; Zygnematophyceae; Desmidiales; Closteriaceae. The record is from the annotation of a GenBank genome assembly.
CCGAUAAAGAGGGAAAUCUGAACGCCAAAAAUCUAUGGAAACCCGCGAUGUGCUGCUGCAAUCCCGCUGCUCCGCGACCCCCCCUUUUCCGCUUCGCCGCUGCCCCCUUUCCGCUUCGCCGCUGCCCCCUUUCCGCUUCGCCGCUGCACCCCCCCGCUGUUGCAAGGGCGACGGGCGACAGCCCGUCCAGCUUCGACGAGCAGAUGCGGGGCGACGGGCUCAGCCCGAUCAGGUGCGACGAGCAGAUGCAGGGCGACGGGCUCAGCCCGAUCAGGCUCCAACGGAGCGAGAGGAUCAAGAGCCGCUUAGGCGGAAACGAGCUCUGAUACCAUAUCAGAAACUGAGA